Molecule: messenger RNA, 1616 nt
Organism: Oppiella nova
Lineage: Eukaryota; Metazoa; Arthropoda; Arachnida; Sarcoptiformes; Oppiidae
Source: the annotation of a GenBank genome assembly
AUGGGUUUGCAAUUCAAUGCGCCCCUUUCGCAGGCCAUCAAAGAGUCCAAACUGAAAGCUCGCAAGUGCUCCGAGUUUUUACAACCAUUUAAACAAAGACCUCAAACAAGUGCAUCAUUAGCGCGAAGAUUAGUCACUCAAUCACUGGGUUUAAGGGAUAGGAUUACUCCCGAACAGAGGGCUGCGGAGAGGAAGAAGUUGAACGAAGCCAAGGGUGCUCAGUACAGAUCUGGCAAUCUUUCUGAGUGGUCAGAACAGGAACGGGAGUUAUGGGCACUUCAACCUAUGGGCCCAAUGGAUGAACACCUCUACCAGUGUUGCAUCAACUUGACUGUCAAUUGCCAUCAAAUGAAUGGUUUAGUGAAGAACAGGAGGAAGAAGGGACGCAAGUGUUGGACUUUGGAGACACUUCCCACUGACAUAUUGUACAUAAUCUUCAGUUACUGUGAUGUCAAAAGUUUGGUGUCUUUGAGUUGUUGUUCACAAAAGUUGUUUCAAAUCGUCGCAAAUGACUCAUACGUUUGGCUGAACAAGAGUUUGUGGUCUUUGGUCACUAACCAGACAUCACAUCACAUGAUAUGUAGGUCUUCACGACUUCUCACACCACGAGAGAAGUGUCUGACGUCUGAGAACUGGAGGGAUGGCGUCUAUAGCGAGAGGACAGUUGUGAGACAUAAAUGCAGAUUUAUGCCAUGGAUUUGCUUACAAAAGGAUUUCUUGUGGUUCACAAAAGGAAACUUAAUUCACAGAUACAAGAGAAACCCGAAAAGCGGAUCCGUUUACAAGCAUUUGCUUAAAGUGUAUAAAACGGGUGAAGAUAUCUGUCGUUUCGUAGUCAACGAUGACUUUGUGGUGUCCGGCGGUUGGAAGGGAUCGAUAGCUGUUUGGCGUAAAUCCUGUGAUAAACCAGUUAUGAGUCGAAAUCAGUUGCACUCAAAUGAUAUCAAUUCAAUAGACAUUUCUAAAAACAAAUUAAUCACCGGAUCUAAAGACAAAUUGGUUAAGAUUUGUUCGCUUUUCAAUGAUAAUGUUAACGCGGAUUCAGUUCUAAGAGUCGACAAAAUAAUUGAAGUCAACGAUAGGGUAUUGAAUGUGGCUAUCGAUGAGUUGGGCACUAGUUUUAUAGUGGGUUCGGCCGGUUGUGGACCUCUGCAACCACUACUUCUAUAUGACAUUCAAAGUGGUCAACUUUUGAGUCAAUUCGGAACUAAUCACAGAAGAGGAGCCGGAGUUUUGCACGGCUUCUGGGAAUCCAAUGACGAAGUGCUUAGUUGUGGUUACGAUAGCUUUGUUCGUUUGUGGGACAAGAGAUCUCCUCACAAAUGUGUCCUCAGUAUGGAAGACCCGCACGACUCAGCCGUGUACUGCAUAUCGUCGGAUCACUUCCGGACUGUAAUGUCGGGAACCGCCAGAUAUGGUCUGACGAGACUUUGGGACAAACGGAAGCCCACGGAAUGCACUCAAAUAUAUUACGUGGGAACCAAUAACAGUCCCGUUUACUCCAUGUCCUUUGACGCCCUGGUCGCGUGUGUAGCACUCGAAUCAUCCAUUAAUUUAUUGUCAUUUUAUUAAAUAAUUGAACAAAACUUAGAAAAUUAUUAAUAAUACAAACAUUU